UGCGCACGCGUACACCACGUACACCGAUGAUCGGGCUGGAUGCUAGCUAGUUAGCGCUCGGUCUGUCAAGUAGCACACAUUGGGCUUGAAGGGGGAAGCGCAGCGGCGGAGAAGAAGGGCGACCCACGCGCCGCUACGAAAUGGCCGGACAACAGUUCCAGUAUGACGACAACGGCAAUACGUUUUUCUACUUCCUAACGUCCUUCGUCGGACUCAUUGUGAUCCCCGCCACAUACUACCUCUGGCCCCGGGAUCAGAAUGCUGAGCAACUGCGGCUGAAGAGCCUGAGGAGGGUACAUGGCCGGUGUCUGUGGUACCGGCUCAGGCUGAUGAAGUCACAGCAGAGCAUUGUUCCAACACUAAAGAAAGCAGUCUUGUUAUUUGGAUGGGCUGUGUUUCUGCUGCUAGCCUACAAGGUCUCCAAGCUGGAUAGAGAGUAUCAGGAAUAUAAUCCAUAUGAAGUCCUCAACUUGGACCCGGGUGCAUCUUCAUCAGAAAUCAAGAAGCAAUACCGCGUACUUUCACUCAAGCAUCACCCCGACAAAGGUGGAGACGAGGCCACGUUCAUGAGAAUUGCCAAAGCUUAUGCUGCCCUGACCAAUGAAGAGUCGAGGAAAAACUGGGAAAUGUUUGGUAACCCAGAUGGUCCAGGAGCAACGAGCUUUGGUAUUGCUCUGCCUGCCUGGAUUGUUGACCAAAAGAACUCAAUGCUGGUGCUGUUGGUGUAUGGCCUGGCCUUUAUGGUCAUUCUUCCUGUUGUUGUGGGUACAUGGUGGUACCGCUCAAUCCGUUAUAGUGGGGACCAAAUCCUCAUCAACACUACACAGCUCUUUAUGCACUUCAUGUACAAGACGCCUAAUAUGAACAUGAAGCGCUUAGCCAUGGUGUUGACGGCAGCGUUCGAGUUUGAUCCUCGCAGCAAUAAAGAAGCCACCAUACGGCCAACGGACAACAUUGAAGUGCCGCAGUUGAUCCGCGAGUUGGGUAACAUCAACGUGAAGAAGAAGGAGCCUCCGUUCUGUUAUCCUUACAGUUUGAAGGCCAGGGUUUUGGUGCUUGCACAUCUGGCGCGCAUGGAUAUAUCAGAGGAGUUAGAGGAAGAUCAGAGGUUUGUGGUGAGGAAGAGUCCGUCUCUGCUCCAAGAAAUGAUUAACGUGGGCUGUCAGCUUACAAUGAUGGCAAACAGCCGAGGAGGGUUCCAUGCUCCUCGACUGGUAACUAUAGAGAACUGCAUGAAGUUGACUCAGAUGAUAGUGCAGGGCCUGCAGGAGUCAAAGUCACCACUGCUGCAGCUUCCCCACUUUGAGGAGGAUCACCUCCGCUACUGCAUCUCCAAGAAGUACAAGGUGCGAAGCCUUCAGGACCUGGUGAGUCUCAAAGACUCGGACAGACGCAGCAUGUUGCGCUUUUUGGGGGAGGAGAAGUACGAUGAAGUCAUGGCUGUGUUGGGCAGUUUCCCUCACAUCACCAUGGAUACCAAACUGCAGGUCCUUGACGAUGAGGACAGUAACAACAUCACAGCAGGCUCCAUUGUCACAGUCACCGUCACCUUAAACAGAAAACGCAUGGCGGACAUGUUUGAAAAAGAGCAGGAGUCAACGCCAUGUCCAGGAGAGGAGGCUGCCAAUACAGAGGAAGCACAAGCAGACGCGAAUAAAGCCAAAACCAAAGUUUGGCAGAACAAGAGCAAAGGGGCGAAGAAGACGGCCAAGUCCAAGAAGAAGAAACUAACCAAGAAGAAGGCGGCUCCUCCGCCAGCCAAAGUCAAGCAGGCCAAUGGAAAUGUGGCAGGAAACGAGGUUGCAGCGGCAGCAGCGGCAGCAGCAGCAGUGACGGCGGCAAAGGAGGACGAGGACGAGGCUUCAGACAAAGGCAGCGAGUCAGACGAGGGCGAGGCCAACAAGGACUCUCCCAGCGAGAGGGACGAGGACAGCGACAAGCAGAGCGACACGGAGGCGGACGAGAUGGGCGGCGACGACGAGGAGGAAUGGGAAGCUCUGCAGCAAAGCAUCCAGCGGCGCGAGCGAGCUCUGCUGGAAACCAAGUCCAAGGUGACGCACCCCGUCUACAGCCUCUACUUCCCAGAGGAGAAGCAGGAGUGGUGGUGGCUGUACAUCGCCGACCGCCGAGACCAGACCCUGGUGUCGAUGCCCUACCACGUCUGCACACUGAAAGACACCGAGGAGGUGGAGCUGAAGUUUCCAGCCCCGUCCAAAACGGGCAACUACCAGUACUCUGUCAUCCUUCGUUCUGAUUCCUACAUGGGACUGGACCUGAUCAAACCACUAAAGCUGGAGGUCCACGAGGCCAAGGCCAUGCUGGACAACCACCCGCAGUGGGACAUCCCCGACACGGAGGAGGAGGACGAGGAGCAGGAGGACAGCGACGGCAUCGAGGAGAGCGAGGACGACGACGAGGACAACGACUGAACGCGGACGCAGCCACGCACACGCACACGCUCAAGCUCCACCCCUUCCUCCCCGACGGCCCGGCCGACCACACCCACUCCCGACCCCACAGCAGCGCUGGAGGGAGCGGCUCCGGUUUCCUCCGCGCACGGACACACACAGAACCACCGGGGGCAGUUUGUGCACACGGAGCCCCGGCUCCGCUUCCAUUUCCCCCCGACAGUAACGCGAACUGUGACCCCCGGCCCCUCGGUCGCCCCUUUUCUACAGAGACUCCUUCAUUUACUUUCCGGCGCUUGUGGAAAGGAAAAUGUGUGAAUAAUUAUACAGGCCCGUGUGAAUGCGUGGGAGUGCGUCUGUACAUGCUGUGUGUUUGUAACCUCGUAUGUGUUUGUACAGGUAUGAGAGAUGGAAACACUGUGGACUGGAGGACCUAUUAUCUGGGCUCUUUUUUGUUUUUUUCUUGAGAGGUCGCGUGACCUCCUUGUGGGAAUCGCAGCAUCGCUCUUGCUCCUAAUUCCUUUUGAAAUCACGUUGAACAGAUGUUUUCCACACCAAUGAUACUUUCUAUUGUACACGCAAAAAGCAGAAGCGCGACCUCGGCCCGUGUUCGCCAGCGAUCGUACCUGAUUUGCUCCUCUCACACAGCUGAGUCUCAUCUUCUAUCUUUUCUUUUUUUUUAAUUUCCACUGUCACACCAGUCGAGAAGAGUACGUCCUUGUAUUUACUGAAUGUUGAAGACGGCGUGUACAGAUAGAUACUGGCUCUAGACGGAUCCGGUAUUUAUCUUUUCACGUCACCGAAAUAAUUACCUAUGAAAAUGAGCUGUGACCUUACGUGCAGUGUGGGAAUUCAUAAAACGUGCAGUGUUACAACUCACUUCUCCAUCAUGUACCACCUAAGGCAUCCUUUUAUUUUGUAGCACAUUCCAGUGUAAAAUCAUUGUCCAAACAGGAAUACAAGAGAAAUACCACCACACAAGAAGCGUCUGCACUUCUCGCAGACUCGAGCAGUUAUUUGUUUGUGUUUGUAAAAUGCUUCCGUGUUUUUCUUUUGAUUCUGUUUAGCGUUAGCCUCCUCAUAGUAGCGUGUAGCUCCACAGUGGCGGCGUGCAGUGCAUAUCACGGAUCCAGCGGCGCAUAGGUUUGAGGCUGAGCAGCAAAUCGUGCACCAAACGUGUUCUGGAAGACGAACCGUCUGCUCUCCAGCGCCUCGAUGAAUCAGAACAAGCUUAGUUUGGUAAUUACUGCCAUUUUCCCCUGCUAAUGUAAAGAAAAGUGAUUGCUUUUCUAGCUGCGAACAAACCGGAUCCCCUCUCAUUUAGAUGUUUCGUCUUAGUUGAGCUUUAGUUGUAACAAACCUAACACACAUUGUUUGGGUGGAUUCUAACCUUUUUGCUUUUACGACUGUUGGAUUCAUGACAGGGAAAGAAACGAAAGCCCGAGCCUUUGCAGCUCUGAGCGCUCAACUUGACAGAUUAGACUUUUUAGGACGUGACUUAUUUCACAAUCAAUAUUUCCAGCAGUUAAUUAUUUACGUUGACAGCAUUUCUUAGUGGGUCACGUUAGCGUUGGAGAGACAAAGGCCUAAAUAUCUUCCGGCAUGUUUUCCCAGUGCCACCGACUCGCACCACCCCCUCCUGUAACUGUUCCCAGCAGGUGUAUGCUAACAGGUUAUAUCAUACCCUGAGUAUUUAUCGCUCUGCAAUAGAAUGUAGCAUCAGUGAUUUGCGCUGUGUGGGGAAACGAACUGCAGUGAGUUGAGACACACGAACGCCUCCUACGACAGACCUUGUCCAGGCGACGGGCGAGCGAGUCGCCUCGCGUUGGGACAGACUUUCCAUUGACUAUCUGCCACUUUUGUUUACAAAGGAACUGUCAUUGUAAAUGGAAAAAAAUAUAUAUAUUAUUUGUAUUUAAAAUCAUUUCAAAUAAAAACUUUUAAAUGAGA
Molecule: messenger RNA, 4358 nt
Organism: Betta splendens (Siamese fighting fish)
Lineage: Eukaryota; Metazoa; Chordata; Actinopteri; Anabantiformes; Osphronemidae
Gene: sec63
Product: SEC63 homolog, protein translocation regulator
Exons: 20
Coding region: 141-2429 (762 amino acids)
Biological process (GO): SRP-dependent cotranslational protein targeting to membrane; post-translational protein targeting to endoplasmic reticulum membrane
Cellular component (GO): Sec62/Sec63 complex
Molecular function (GO): RNA binding; transmembrane protein transporter activity
Source: RefSeq, a predicted model, not a curated record